This is a messenger RNA of Monoraphidium neglectum, 495 nucleotides long. RefSeq names its product coatomer protein complex, subunit alpha(xenin). Gene Ontology annotation, molecular function: protein binding. Bases 1 to 495 code for a protein of 164 amino acids. Gene Ontology annotation, biological process: retrograde vesicle-mediated transport, Golgi to endoplasmic reticulum; endoplasmic reticulum to Golgi vesicle-mediated transport; intra-Golgi vesicle-mediated transport. The transcript is spliced from 3 exons. Gene Ontology annotation, cellular component: COPI vesicle coat. NCBI's taxonomy places the organism in Eukaryota, Viridiplantae, Chlorophyta, Chlorophyceae, Sphaeropleales, Selenastraceae. The record is from RefSeq and is a predicted model, not a curated record.
AUGGGCACCCUCAUCGACCGCUUCGACGAGCACGACGGCCCUGUGCGCGGCAUCCACUUCCACAAGAGCCAGCCGCUCUUCGUCAGCGGCGGCGACGACUACAAGAUCAAGGUGUGGAACUACAAGCUGCGGCGCUGCCUGUUCACGCUGCUGGGCCACCUGGACUACAUCCGCACGGUGCAGUUCCACCCCGAGAACCCCUGGAUCGUGUCCGCGUCCGACGAUCAGACGAUCCGCAUCUGGAACUGGCAGUCGCGCAACUGCGUCAGCGUGCUGACGGGGCACAACCACUACGUCAUGUGCGCGGGGUUCCACCCCAAAGAUGACCUGGUGGUCAGCGCGUCGCUGGACCAGACCGUGCGGGUGUGGGACAUAGGGGCGCUGAGGAAGAAGAACUUCACGCCGGGAGCUGGCGGCGAUGACGUCACGCUGAGGAUCCCGCAGGUGGGGGGGGCAGGCCGGGGCGCGAAGCGGACGCGGAGCCUGCGCCUCUGA